AUGGAAGAGACCAACUCGGCUGGACAGGGGAGGAUCUUCCACCUAUUUUCCAAACUCCCGGCCGAGCUUCGAUGGAAAAUAUGGGCCUUCAACCUGCCAGGCCCGAGACUGGUAUCUGUUUAUUGCGGCUCUAAAUCUCUGACUUCUGGGUUGGAUAGCGGCCGCCCUCUCCCUUCCCCGUCGUCCUCCUUUGGGUGCACCUCACAGGCCAAAAUCCCACCGAAUCUUCAUGUUUGCCAUGAGUCCCGCCGCGAAGCUCUCCGACAGUACCGGGCUUCGUUUGGCAUAGCCCGGCAGCCUGGGCAGACCUUCUUCGACUCGGAGCAGGAUUAUCUGUACUUUGGUCCCCGGGACGGUUUUAUGGCCUCCGAGGCAAAUCUGCGGACGGUGCUGAGCCUGUGUGACCCGACCGAGCUGGCCCAGGUGCGCCGUGUCGCCAUCAACGAGGCGCUGUUCUGGGUAUAUGAUUCUGCUUGGCACCGCCAGACUCCAUGCUACCAUGACCACCACCACAACCACCACCACAACCACCACCAGCACCUCCUUCAGCAGCAGCAAAACCAGCAGCUACAAACCCCUCCGACCCCUCCGACCACACCAAUGGAGAGCCAGCAUCGGCGCCAACCCCAAGAAACAAACACCCCGUUGCCACAUCCCGGGCCCCUCCCAACCCCAUCAACACCACCACCGCCCGCAGCGGCAGCCACCAUGACACACACAAGCAUAGCAGCUUCCCUGCUGAUCGACAUCUUACGCCUGGUCCGCGCGCGCCUCCCCGGGCUGAUGGAGCUCGUCCUCGUCCCGCGCGACGAGAACCCGCUGUACAGCAGCGACUGCUACCUGACGGAGCCCGCCAUGGGCCAGAACCGCCUGAGGAGGCAGGUCAGCGAGGCGCUGGCGGCUGCCUUUGGCGGGGCCGUUGACGGCGAUGGCGAGGGCACCCCGAACGGAUCCGACGCCCUGCCGCCCUGGGAGUGGAAGAUCAGGACGCUCAGCGCUGACCCUGACCCGCCCUCGUACGACAGGCUAGUGCUCGGGUGGUGUGUGGCCGGCGCUGACACUGCCGGUGGUGGGGCGAAGGACGGUCGGGGAGGCGGGAUGGUUGGGGCCAAGGGAUCUAUUGGCGUCACUACGAGGCUCGGCGCGGUGCAGGAGAGUGCGAGGAGGUUUUUCGAGGUGGAGAUGGAGGUUGAUGUAUGUGGGCAUUGA
Molecule: messenger RNA, 1209 nt
Organism: Diaporthe citri
Lineage: Eukaryota; Fungi; Ascomycota; Sordariomycetes; Diaporthales; Diaporthaceae
Exons: 2
Coding region: 1-1209 (402 amino acids)
Source: RefSeq, a predicted model, not a curated record